Messenger RNA from Cuscuta europaea, 1862 nucleotides. The record is from the annotation of a GenBank genome assembly. NCBI's taxonomy places the organism in Eukaryota, Viridiplantae, Streptophyta, Magnoliopsida, Solanales, Convolvulaceae.
UAACAAGCAACAACAUCUCAGCUUCCCUCUAUCUGUGGCUUUCUUGCCCAAGCAAUAAAGAGACGUUUCUAUUUGGAUGAGCAAUCGCACAAUUCAUCCCGAGGUUUCAAGGCUCUCUGUUUCCGAGACAGUGAAAAAAUGGCUAAUAAAAACAGGAGCAUUAUCUGUUUCCUGUGCGCGGCGGCAGCGGCGCUACUUUUCGCCGCUCCUUCUGAGUCGGCGAUAGGAGUGAACUGGGGUACCCUUUCCCUGCACAAGCUAUCGCCGCCGAAAGUUGUGGAUCUCCUCAAGUACAACGGUAUUUGGAAGGUGAAAUUGUUCGAAGCGGAUCCGGAUGUGCUCAGGGCGUUAAUGGGCAGUGGGAUUGAGGUCAUGGUUGGAAUCCCCAACGAGCUCCUUUCCCUCAUUGCAUCUUCUUCAUCCGCAGCUGAUUUGUGGGUUUCCCAGAAUGUGACCAGAUACAUGGUUAGAGGUGGUGUUAAUAUCAAGUAUGUUGCAGUUGGGAACGAACCUUUCCUCACAAGUUACUCUGGUCAAUACCAAUCUGACGUCCUUCCUGCUCUAUCAAACAUACAACAAUCUCUAGUCAAAACAAAUCUUGCAGGGUCCAUAAAGCUGGUUGUACCAUGCAACGCUGAUGCCUAUGAGUCUCCUUCUCUACCAUCACAAGGUACGUUCCGACCUGAACUGACCCAAAUAAUGACCCAACUUGUUUCUUUCCUAAACUCAAUCGGUUCGCCAUUCAUUGUCAACAUAUACCCAUUCCUCAGCCUCUAUGGAAACUCAGACUUCCCACAAGACUAUGCCUUUUUUGAAGGAACGACCCAUCAAGUGGUGGAUGGUCCGAACGUAUACUUUAACGCAUUUGAUGGAAACUUUGAUACUUUAGUAUCAGCCCUCUCCAAAAUCGGGUACAGUCAGAUGCCUAUAGUCAUAGGAGAGGUGGGUUGGCCCACGGAUGGAGCCGUCAGUGCCAACAUAACUGCUGCAAGAGCUUUCAACCAAGGGCUAGUGAACCAUGUACUUAGAAACCAAGGAACCCCUCUUAGGCCCGGGGCCCCUCCAAUGGAUGUUUACCUUUUUAGCCUCCUCGAUGAGGAUGGGAAAAGCAUUCUUCCAGGAAACUUCGAGAGACACUGGGGAAUGUUCUCUUUUGACGGGCAGGCAAAGUAUAAACUGAACCUCGGAAAUGGUUUGCUGAGGAACGCCAAAGAAGUAAGUUACCUUCCAUCCAGGUGGUGUGUGGCGAAACCGGAUAGAGACCUUUCAAUGGUGGAUAACCACUUUAGGACCGCGUGUAGCUUUGCGGAUUGCACGACCCUGGACUACGGCGGGUCCUGCAAUGGCAUUGGGCCAAAGGGAAAUGUGUCUUAUGCAUUUAACAGUUACUAUCAGUUGCAAAAACAGAAUCCGGGGAGUUGUGAUUUUGAUGGGCUUGGGAUGGUCACUUUCUUGGAUCCUUCUAUCGGUGAGUGCCGGUUUCUUGUUGGAGUCACAGAUGGAAAAUCUUCAGGUUUGAACUUGCAUAGAAGUUGGGUUAUAACUGCAUUGAUGACUUUUGGGUGUAUCUUGUUUUGUGUUACUACCAUAUGAUUGGGGGGUCCAUCUUUCCCGGAUCCUGAAACAGGAAAGAUACUGCACAGUUGAUACUAUAAACUAUAAAGUUAGAAGUGAGGUCCAGGUUAGUUUGUACAAGCUUAUAUUUAAUGUUCAUGUAUCAAAUGGACUAGAUUAGUUGAUAUUUAUGGUCUGGUGAUGUACACAAGCUGGAUUAUAGCAUGCAAGUAAAUUGAUGUAGAAUUGUGUAAUCCAAGCUCAAUGCGCAUGCACAUUACUCGAUAUGCAUGCAUAUUUGUCUUUCA